This is a messenger RNA of Sparassis crispa, 1032 nucleotides long. Its product is annotated as Short chain dehydrogenase sol3. The record is from RefSeq and is a predicted model, not a curated record. Lineage: Eukaryota; Fungi; Basidiomycota; Agaricomycetes; Polyporales; Sparassidaceae. Bases 1 to 1032 code for a protein of 343 amino acids. The transcript has 6 exons.
AUGAAGUUGUCAUUCUUCGGCGUCAUGCGCGCCCAGCUCAAGCCCAAAGCUCCGGUAGUCACAACAGACCUCUCCGGGAAGACCGUUAUAGUCAUCGGUGCGAACGUGGGCGUCGGCUUCGAAGCCGCCAAACAUUUUGCAGAGAUGAACCCUGCGCGGCUCAUCUUGGCUUGCAGGAACGAAGCGAAGGGGAACGCUGCUAUUACCAAGAUCGAAGAAGCUACAGGGUACAAGAAAUCGGAGUUAUGGCUGCUUGACCUCAGCAGGUUUUCAUCCGUCCUUGAGUUUGUGGACAAGUUUGAGAAAGACGGCGGGCGCCUGGACAUCCUGCUCGCCAACGCAGGUAUCACUGGAAGCAAAUACGAAACGACAUCAGAUGGCUGGGAGUCGACGUUGCAGGUGAACGACCUCGCGACGUUCCUUCUAUGCAUCCUCCUGCUUCCACGGCUCGUGCACACCGCCCGGGAAUUCUCGACGACGCCUCGCCUGGUGGUUGUCGCUAGCGAUAUCCACUACUUCGCCAGUGUGGACAAGGCGGCGCUGGACAGCCCGAAGGUCUUCGAGACCCUCAACACCCCCGAGUCCUACUCUUCCAUGAAUGCGGUGAUGAACAGAUACGCUGUCUCCAAGCUCUUUGACGUGUUCUUCGUCCGCGCGCUCAACGCCCACCUCCCGCCCUCCACGCCCGUGCUCGUCACUGCCGUGAAUCCCGGCCUCUGCGCGACCGAACUCGGGCAGAAGGAGCCGGAGGGAUUCAUUGCCUCGUGCGUGCGCUAUGUCAUUUUCCGCACGUUCGCGCACACCGCAGAGGAGGGCAGCCGCGAGCUCGUCUGGGCGUGCGUCGGCGGGCAGGAGCGCGAGGACGACCUGCGCGGUGCGUUCGUCUGGCACCAGCAGAUCACCGAAGUCAGCGACUACGUGCUCAGCCCCGAGGGCGCCGCGCUGCAGGAGCGUCUCUGGAACGAGCUGCUCGAGAUCCUGGGUGGCGUCUCCCCGAAGGUUCCGGCGAUCGUGGGGGAGUACCUCGCGUGA